UGCUCAAGAGCCCAAGGGAGUCUCAAAGUUUGUCUGGAGCCUUAGUUGGGAGUGGGCUUGUUGCGCGAGGACUUUCUUGGGAUGAGAACUGCCUUUUUGCAUUCCUUUUGGAUGCACGGCCCGAUUUAACCCCGGCACCUUCUGCACGAUCCCAGCAGGCUUGUCCUUCCCGGGGAUUCACAGAUCUCCGAGGACACGGGUCGCGGAGCCUACUACCGCAGGGCUCUCCCGAGUUCCUGCUCCAGUGCCUAAGUUCCACGCGCGCACACGCAAGCACACGGGGAGAGAGGCGUCUCACCGGUCCGCGGCGGCUCUGCGCGGUCCCCUCCUGCCUCAGCAUCCUCGGCCCUGCGCGGCGCCCCCCGCCAUGGAGGUGCUGGAGAGCGGGGAGCAGAGCGUCCUGCAGUGGGACCGCAAGCUGAGCGAGCUGUCAGAGCCCGGCGAGACUGAGGCCCUCAUGUACCACACGCACUUCUCAGAGCUCCUGGAUGAGUUUUCCCAGAACGUCUUGGGUCAGCUCCUGAAUGACCCUUUUCUCUCAGAGAAGAGCGUGUCGAUGGAGGUGGAGCCAUCUCCAACAUCACCGGCGCCUCUCAUCCAGGCGGAACACAGCUACUCCCUGAGCGAGGAGCCCCGGUCGCAGUCACCAUUCACCCAUGCGGCUGCCAGCGACGGCUUCAAUGACGAGGAGGUGGAGAGUGAGAAAUGGUACCUGUCGACAGAGUUUCCUUCAGCCACCAUCAAGACAGAGCCAAUCACAGAGGAGCAGCCCCCGGGACUUGUCCCUUCUGUCACUCUGACCAUCACAGCCAUUUCCACUCCUUUUGAAAAAGAAGAGUCCCCUCUGGAUAUGAAUGCUGGGGGGGACUCCUCAGGCCAGACGCUCAUUCCUAAGAUCAAGCUGGAGCCGCACGAAGUGGAUCAGUUCUUAAACUUCUCUCCAAAAGAAGCCUCCGCGGAUCAUCUGCACUUACCGCCCACCCCACCCAGCAGUCACAGCAGUGACUCUGAGGGCAGCCUGAGCCCCAGCCCACGCCUGCAUCCCUUCAGCCUGUCUCAGGCCCACAGCCCUGCCAGAGCCAUGGCCCGGGGCCCCUCUGCCUUGUCCACAUCUCCUCUCCUCACGGCUCCACAUAAGCUACAGGGAUCGGGCCCCCUGGUCCUGACAGAGGAAGAGAAGAGGACCCUGAUUGCUGAGGGCUAUCCCAUCCCCACCAAACUGCCCCUGACGAAAUCUGAGGAGAAGGCCCUGAAGAAAAUCCGGAGAAAGAUCAAGAAUAAGAUUUCUGCCCAAGAAAGCAGGAGAAAGAAGAAAGAAUACAUGGACAGCCUGGAGAAAAAAGUGGAAUCCUGUUCAACUGAGAACUUGGAGCUUCGGAAGAAGGUGGAGGUGCUGGAGAACACCAAUAGGACCCUCCUUCAGCAACUCCAGAAGCUUCAGACUUUGGUGAUGGGGAAGGUCUCUCGAACCUGCAAGCUAGCUGGCACACAGACUGGCACCUGCCUCAUGGUUGUUGUGCUUUGCUUUGCUGUUGCAUUUGGCAGCUUCUUUCAAGGCUACGGGCCUUAUCCUUCUGCCACCAAGAUGGCUCUGCCCAGCCAGCAUCCUCUGUCGGAGCCAUACACAGCCUCCGUGGUGAGAUCCAGGAACCUGCUAAUCUAUGAGGAACAUUCUCCCCUGGAAGAGUCGUCCAGCCCAGCCUCAGCUGCGGAGCUUGGGGGCUGGGACAGGGGCUCCUCUCUGCUUAGGUCAUCGUCCGGGCUUGAGGCCCUGCCUGAGGUGGAUCUUCCCCAUUUCAUUCUCGCCAAUGAGACGAGCUUGGAGAAGUCAGUACUGUUGGAGCUUCAGCAGCACCUGGUCAGCAGCAAACUGGAAGGGAAUGAAACACUCAAGGUUGUAGAACUGGAGAGGAGGGUGAACGCCACCUUCUAAGGAAAUCGUCACCGUCCUCUUCUCCUAACUCCAUCUGAGCACCCUCAGCCUACCCUGAUCUUAAGUUCCUCUUCACCACUGGAUCUCGAGGAGGAUGUGGACUAGCAUUACAGCUUGAGACGGGAGGCCAGCCCAGGGGUUUCUGCUUGCCUGUCCCCGUGGCUCUCCACACAAGGGAGCUAGCGCCUCUCCAUCCCUUUCUCUUACUGCCAUUGGGAAUUGUUUUAGGGGUGAGAUGGGAGUGGAACGAGCAGGCUUGUAUCCACCAAUAGUGCCAAGAAGACACUGCCUGAUUCUUCCCCGUGAGGAGUAACUCCUCUGAAGAAGAUGUGACUCACGGUCAGUUGAGACCCUACACAUAUGCCACAAACACGCCAGGGAGUGGCAAAGCACUGACUCCGGGGUUCCCUUGCUCACUAGGACUGCAGUGUGACCCCGCACUGGGGGGACCAAAGCAUCAUUCCAGGCUUCUCUCCACCCUGACCCCGCCCCUCAGAGUCCUUAUUGGAUGCCUGCACAGGCAGACGGGGCGCCCACCAUAUUUUCAGGCCGCAAGUGCAAUUCCUGAAGGCAUCAGGCUCUUCUCUUCUAAGCUAUCUUGCCCCUUGUGUUGCUUGUAGGAUACCCGCACCCACUCAUACACAGCCUGCAUCCCCACAGGACAGUAGCUCUGUCUCCCUGGCCUCCCCUCCAUUUGUAAAUAGUAUUUAUUAGCUUGCUGAAGCUCCCAGCUGACCACAGUAAAAUGAUUUCCCCUUCCAACCAGCAAAGUCUUUUGUUGGCCUUUGGAACCGGAGAGUCCCCAGGAUCGGGGGACCCCAGUCUUUGUAGUCGAUGCCUUGUUUCCUCCUUUUCUUUUUAAAAUUGGGGACCUAUAAAAUACUAGCUGUUGAGGAAUCCCCUUAGGCAUGCGUGUCUUGUUGGCUGAAUACCUGGGAAUGGUGGGAACGGUCUUGUUCAGUUGUUGUGUAUGGCUUUCUCUCUGUUCCUGUCACACGGAGGGAAAGCCCUGUCCCAGACACUGAGCGUUGCUGACAGCCAUGCUGGCUUGUCCUGCACACCUGCCUGCCGCCUCCCACACCUCCCUCCUUCCCUUCUGCCCUCCACCCACCUGCCUUAACUAAUCGGGCUGGAGUUGGUAAGCUUUGUACAUCCACAGCGGUGCCUUUUGCAGUCAGGUCCGGAUGCUUUGCAGCUUACCCAAAGAGACAUAGCUAAACUCUAAAAACUUUUUUUUUUUAAGAUUAAAAAGUAAAAAUUGUAGUUUAAAAAAAUCCUUUCCUCUUUCAUACAAAUAAGAGACGGAAAUUGCUCUUUUAUUGUAUAAGAUAGAAGAUCUGUUUAAAGUGGUUCCCCACCCCACCUCCACCCCCAGCUUGUAAAAGAUUUUAUGUAAGAAAUGUGCUUACACUUUUUAUUUUAUUUUUAGCAGCAGCUAAAAGGCCUGUAGUUUUGGCCUGCCUCUCUCUCUCUCUCUCUCUCUCUCUCUCUCUCUCUCUCUCUCUCUCUCUCUCUCUGUCAUCACCAUCUUUGAGAUCAUUAGAGCCUGUAUAAAGGGGAUUACGGCCCUGCAUUCUAUGUCACAUACAGAUUUGGGUGUCAUUAGUAUUUGCUGUCAUGCCCCGUGAGCAGCUCCUUACUUGGUCUGCUCAGGGCAUCAUAGGGAAUGUUCCUCCCCCCCCCCUUCCUCCCCGCCUCUGUGGUGGGUUCCCAGCUGGCAGAUGGCCAAGCUCACCUUGUAGUGGGUGAGACCUGCCUCAGGGCCACUGUGAUCUUGGCAGCGCUCCUGCCUAAGAGGCUGUCACCCUCCCUUAUCGGGUGGUGUAUAGCCUGGGCUAUGCCAAGAGGGUGGCUAAGUGAUCUGCUUCUUUCUCGCCCUCUCUCUCUCUCUUGUCUUCUCUCUUCCCUUGAUCUGCCUGGGCCUGUCCCGUUCUUCUCUUUACAGUACAGAUAUUUAUACAUCAUAAACUUAAAAAAAAAUGCCUGAAAGAGCAUGAGCAGGAAAAAUCCCAGGGUCCAGCAGCGUUCGCAUGACGAGAGAGGAAGGCUUUGCCACAAAGAGCAGAAAUGGGGAUGUAGACCGACUGUGCAUUUGCUGAGCUCACCCUUGGAUGUUGACGCCCCCGGAGAGCCGGCUGGGGACCCUUUUUAUGCAGGAGGAGGAGGAAGAUGUCCACUCACAUCCUCAGUCCUCUGAGGACUUUAUUUUCUUCUCUACCUACUCUUUUGGGUGUCACUGUCUCCAGCCAGCAGGGCCCUUUGUCUCUGGGAAAUUAGCUUUCCAGAAUAGAAUCUGUAACAAGAGAUGCGGGACAUACGCCAGAGAACUCAAACAGGCCUUUAAAGGAGCUCUCGGCAACCACACUGCUACUCUAUGAGAAGAACCUCUGCCCUUUACUGCUGGCUCACUAGGGAAGGGGACCAAGCCAGUGACCCCCUGGAAUGCUCAGUAGGGUCAAGGGACCCAGCAGAAAUGAGACAAGAAGUGAGACAAGAUGGGUGAGGAGCAAUUAGUGGAUAUGGGCAGUUUUUGAUCAGAGUUUAAGGCUAGGAUAUUGGUUUUUCCCACCGACUGGGAUGUCCUGCAGACCGACCGACCAGUCAGUACUUUAUGGUUAGGUCUGAAGGUUUUAAAUAAUGGUCAACCCAACACUUGAACUGAAAUAUUGAGUUUUUUUUUUUUUUUGAAAAAGACUGCUAGAUGGAGAGAGAAGCUAGAACAAAUUCCGCUGGUUAUAUUUUCUACCUUAUAAACAGGUCUGCCCUCCACCCCCUCUUUAAAAUACACACUUUUUAAAAUCACUUAGUGAUGGAGAUGUCUCGCAAAGACUUAGAGAACAAGGCCUUUAUCCCUAGAUGAGACCUGAGGAACCCAGUCGCCUCCCCUCCCCCCUGGAUCUUCUUACAGUUCCUGAUGGAUAGACAGACUUCACACUGGGAAGUAGGUCCUGUAAAUGGAGAAGCCAUCGCCAGCCCUGAGGAAGAGCCUCUGAAGUGUCAGGACUCUGCAGUGGAGCUCAUGCAAAGAGUGUUCUAUAAAAAUCUGACAGCUGAACUCAAUUGCUCUUUCCUGGCAGAAGGUGGGGGUGGGAUCCAUCAUCAGUGCAGGCAAAAUUAGAUAACCGUUUGGUUCAUAGACAUCAUUCUGUACCUUGGGAAAACAGUUGGGGCUGCGUUUUUCACAAACUUUACACACCAGGUUAAUAGAGACCCCCUCUUCAGCACCAGUUCCUCUUGGAUGCCCCCAAAGUCCCCGCAACUGUCAUUCACAUACAACAGGGAUAUCAGACCUCUUCCUCUUGGUGCUGGUACAGACUCCGUGUCCAUCCUUUUUAACCACGUGUCUUGUUAAAAUUCUUUGUAGCACUUCAUGUCCCCUCAUGUCCCAUGUGCUUCAGACCCAGAAAAGGCAAAACAGAAUUAGAAGUGCCUCCGAGCAGGCUCCCAUGCCGCCAUGGAGAGAUGGAGACAUCUUGUCCCCACCUGAGGAGUGGGCAUCUGUCUGAUCCUUGCCAACAUGGAGGGGCAGAAAUAGGAGAGAAAGCUUUUAGUUGCUAAUUUGUUUCCGCUGAGCCAAGUGUUUGAGAAACAUGGAGGAGAACUUGGCAUUCCCGCCACAGCCUGGCAGGACCUGUGGAGCCGUUGACGGUGGGGGUCUUAGCGAGAAGCACUUCAUUAGAACACUUGCUGCACAGGCCGUGAGAGCCUGACAGGAUAAGGUCUGCUUCCACCCCACAAAGGCAGUCACAGGAGAGAGUGGAGAGAGCAGUAAGGUGGUGGCUGGAGGGAGCCAGACACAGAUUCUGGUUCAUUCAUUCAUUCAUCCACUCCUUAGACGUGCAGUUUUACUAAGGAAGAACAGGUUUCCUGAGACCUAGGAAAUGCUGGAGAAUAAGAGGGACUUAGAAAACCAGUUUUAGUAGCCAUUCAAAGGACCCAAGUACCAAGUGCUAGCCAAGUGCUAGCUCGCUCUCUCUCUCUCUCUCUCUCUCUCUCU
Molecule: messenger RNA, 5930 nt
Organism: Apodemus sylvaticus (European woodmouse)
Lineage: Eukaryota; Metazoa; Chordata; Mammalia; Rodentia; Muridae
Gene: Creb3l2
Product: cAMP responsive element binding protein 3 like 2
Exons: 12
Coding region: 368-1933 (521 amino acids)
Biological process (GO): regulation of transcription by RNA polymerase II
Molecular function (GO): DNA-binding transcription factor activity, RNA polymerase II-specific; cAMP response element binding
Source: RefSeq, a predicted model, not a curated record